AUGAAGUUAUCAUCAAGUUUAUUAGUUUUAACCGCUUCCUCGGUGGUCUUUUCCGCUCCAGCUGCUCAUCAUAAUCACCACGAAAAACGUGCCAUGAUUACCGUUACUGAAUACGUCGACGAAAAUGGUGCCGUUGUCAUCCCAGUGGGUGAUAAAUAUGUUAAACAAACAUCUACUUUAGUUGCUGCAGUCCAAAAUGCUCAACCAACAACUCAAGCCGCCGCCGCUGUUCCAACCACCACUACUACUCCAGCUAAGGAAACCACUACCUUAGCUCAAGCUGCUGAGACCCAAGCUGCUUCCUCUUCUUCCACUUCUUCUACAUCUGGUUUCCAAGAUGGUACCAUUAAAUGUUCAGAUUUCCCAUCUGAUCAAGGUGCUGUCUCUAUCAAUUGGAUCGGUUUGAAUGGUUGGACUUCUAUCAUGAACAUGGACGGGCAAACUUCCACCACCUGUGAAGAUGGUAUGUACUGUUCCUACGCUUGUGCUCCAGGUAUGUCCAAGACUCAAUGGCCAGCUGACCAACCAGCUGAUGGUAAAUCUGUCGGUGGGUUAUACUGUAAGGACGGUUAUUUGUACCGUUCUAACACAGAUUAUUCCUCCCUAUGUGUUGCUGGUGUUGACACCGCUAUUGCAGUUAACCAAAUCUCUCAAUCUAUUGCUAUGUGUAGAACUGAUUACCCGGGUUCUGAAAACAUGGUUAUUCCGACUGUCGUCGAUGCUGGUUCUUCUCAACCAAUCUCUGUCGUCGAUGAAGAUACUUACUACACAUGGCAAGGUAAGAAGACUUCCACUCAAUAUUACGUCAAUAAUGCUGGUGUCUCAAUGGAAGAUGGUUGUGUCUGGGGUACUGAUGGUUCCGCUGUCGGUAACUGGGCUCCUGUCGUCUUAGGUGCUGGUUCCACUGGUGGUAUUUCUUACUUGUCUAUUAUCCCAAAUCCAAACAAUAAAACUCCUCCAAAUUAUAAUGUCAAGAUCGUUGCGAGUGAAGGUUCCACUGUUGUUGGUUCUUGUUCUUAUGAAAACGGUGUUUAUUCAGGUUCCGGUUCAGAUGGUUGUACCGUCUCCGUUACUUCCGGUACUGCCCAAUUCGUUUUCUAUUAG
This is a messenger RNA of Naumovozyma dairenensis CBS 421, 1104 nucleotides long. It is a transcript of the gene UTH1, whose product is annotated as SUN family protein UTH1. Gene Ontology annotation, cellular component: cell surface; fungal-type cell wall. The transcript has a single exon. NCBI's taxonomy places the organism in Eukaryota, Fungi, Ascomycota, Saccharomycetes, Saccharomycetales, Saccharomycetaceae. The record is from RefSeq and is a predicted model, not a curated record. Bases 1 to 1104 code for a protein of 367 amino acids. Gene Ontology annotation, biological process: fungal-type cell wall organization.